CUCUGAGCCACACAUCCAGGCACCAGGACCUGCAGUCCAAUGGUGCCUUCGUCCUCCCAGUCACACUGUUCACUUGGCCCCACAAAAGCCAGGGCUGCACUGGGAGAGGCCAAGAGGCCCGGUGAGUCCUGGCAGGUGGCAGCGGGACCGAGGGUCAGCGGCGGCAGCCCCUCGCCCGGCCCCCUGGAGCCAGGUGAGGCUCCUUAACCAACAUCAGCCUUUCCUGCCGCCACCCUCCCCUGAUCCUCCCACUCUGGGCUUCAGCCAGGCCAGGCACCAGGACCGGGAGCCAGCAUCUCGGGUCCCCGGCCAUGGCGUCUCUGGAGAGAAGCCCAUGGGAGGCUGACUGAGCCCUGGCGCCAUCACCUUCCUGCCAUGUUGGAGACGUCACUGGCGGGAAAGGAGUGCAGCAGUGAGCCGAGCUCCUCGGCUGUCGGCUCGAAGUCCUCCUCGGCGAGCAGCCACAGCCUCACUCCGGACAAAGGGCAGCCUGCAGGGGAGGCUGCCGGACUCUCGAUGGUGCAAACCUUGAUCCACCUGUUGAAAUGCAACGUUGGCACAGGGCUCUUGGGGCUUCCUCUGGCCAUAAAAAACGCCGGCUUACUGGUGGGUCCUUUCAGCCUGCUGGCCAUCGGCGUCCUCACCGUGCAUUGCAUGGUCAUCCUGCUGAACUGCGCUCAUCACCUCACGCAGAGACUACACAAGACUUUUGUGAACUACGGCGAGGCCAUGAUGUACAGCCUGGAAACCUGUCCGAACCCCUGGCUGAGGGCCCACUCUGCAUGGGGAAGGUACAUCGUCAGCUUCUUACUAAUCAUCACGCAGCUGGGCUUCUGCAGUGUUUAUUUUAUGUUUAUGGCAGACAACUUGCAGCAGAUAGCGGAAGAAGCCCAUGUCACCUCCAGGACCUGCCAACCCAGGAAGAUCCUGGUGCUGCGGCCCAUCCUGGACAUCCGGUUCUACAUGCUCAUAAUCCUGCCCUUCCUGAUCCUACUGGUGUUUGUCCAGAACCUCAAGGUGCUGUCCAUCUUCUCAACAUUGGCCAGCGUCACCACCCUGGGGAGCAUGGCUCUGAUCUUUGAGUAUAUCGUACAGGGGAUCCCAUUUCCCAGCGACCUUCCCCUCAUGGCCAACUGGGAGACCUUCUUGCUGUUCUUCGGCACAGCACUCUUCACGUUUGAGGGUGUCGGCAUGGUUCUGCCUCUCAAGAACCAGAUGAAGAAUCCACAGCAGUUUUCCUUUGUUCUGUACAUGGGCAUGUCCCUGGUCAUCAUCCUCUACAUCUUCUUGGGGACACUGGGCUACAUGAAGUUUGGGGCAGACACCCAGGCCAGCAUCACCCUCAACUUGCCCAACUGCUGGUUGUACCAGUCGGUCAAGCUGAUGUAUUCUGUUGGCAUUUUCUUCACCUAUGCCCUCCAGUUCCACGUCCCAGCCGAGAUCAUCAUCCCAUUCGCCAUCUCCCAGGUGUCAGAGAGCUGGACACUGUGUGUGGACCUGUCUGUGCGCACGGCCUUGGUCUGCCUGACCUGUGUCUCCGCCAUCCUCAUCCCCCGCCUGGACCUGGUCAUCUCCCUGGUGGGCUCCGUGAGCAGCAGCGCCCUGGCCCUCAUCAUCCCGCCCCUCCUGGAGAUCACCACCUUUUACUCUGAGGAUCUGAGCUGUGCCACCAUUGCAAAGGACAUCAUGAUCAGCAUCCUAGGCUUUUUGGGGUGCAUAUUUGGGACAUACCAAGCCCUCUAUGAUUUGAUCCAACCCGUCAACCAUUCCAUAGCCAACUCCACAGGUGUCUAUGCAUAAUUCUCUAUUUUUAUUCUAACAGCACUCCCUACCUCCCAUCCCUGUUUGACUGCCAUGUGGAUGCUAUAUAUAUAUUCAUCAAACCCCAACAUCUCUAUCUUAAUUAGUGACUUCUUUAUCUUUCCAAGAAAAAUAUUUAAAAGACGUAGGUUAGGAUGGAUGCCUCUCAAGAGACGCCUGUUUUGGUUUUGGAUUUCUUCUGUGGCCUUUGUACCUCUGAUCCAAAAUCAGAUUCAACCAUUCUUAUUAUCAGCUUCAUUUGGGAGAAAAGUGUCACUGGGGGGCCAGCACUGUGGCACGAUGGGUUACACCAUCGCCUGCAAUGGCAGCAUCCCAUGUGAGCAUCAGUUCAAGUCCCAGAUGCUCCACUUCCAAUCCAGCUUCCUGUUCAUGCACCUGGAGUAUCAGCGGAAGUUGGCCCAACUCACCCUGUGGGAGAGCUGAAUGGAUUUCCAGGCUCCUGUCACCCACGUGGGAGAGCUGCAUGGAUUUCUUUGGCUUGGCCCUGCCCUAGCUUUUGCAGUAUUUGGGGAGUGAACCAGCACAUGGUCUCUUCCUCCCUCUCUGUUAACUCUGCCUUUCAAAUAAAUAAAUCUUUUUUUAAAUAUGUCAUUUGUCCCAAUAUCCUAGAAACUGACCAAGUGUAAAUGUAACAGAAAUUGUUUACUUUCUAGUGCCAGGGCUACCAUUCAAGCGUCAGAUAUGGAAGAGUAUACAUUGAGGGAAGCAGGCUUUGCUCAGCUAUUCUGAUAGGAAGAGUCACAGAGCAGAACCAGAACUGAGCAGUCGUUUGUCCAGACUCGAGCUCUGGGCUGAUUUCCUAUGGGGCAAUGGGCAAUUUCCCCAAAGUCUCAGUCUCAGUCAUCCUGGCUGUGAAGUGAAGAGUUGGAUUAAUUGACUAUUAAGAGCUCUUUCUACUCUGACACUCUGAAAGUGAAAAAAAUAAGUUAAUUUUUCCUCUAACCACGUGUGUGUGAACAAACAAGUUUCCCAUCAGCUAGUUCUCUGUUGCCCUGGAGGUAGCAGCUGGCUGAGGGAUAACAGUGUAUUUUCUAGUAAUCUUCCAUGCCAUGUGUGUCUGGCAGGGACACCUAGAUUCCUGUUAAUGCCUCCAGGAGUGACUUUCUUCCCUGGAAGGAGAUAACUUUCCUUUUUGUUUUUUCCUUCUCUGAUAUCUUAAAGCCACUUAGAGCUAAUUUAGGCUGAUGGGGACGAGCAGAAGGAUUCUGUAGUCAUGUGCAAAGACUGUUGAUCUGCAAUUUAAAUACCGGUUUAGUCUUGGAAAGAAUUUUGAAAACAGCCUUAAACUCUGCAAACAGGGGCGUCCCUUUUGCUAUGGCUUUUCUUAAAGACCGUUUUAUAAAAUGUAAGUCUUAAAAUGUGUAACCCUUGGGACCGGCACUGUGGCAUUGAAGGUUAAGCUUUGGCCUGCAGUGCUGGCAUCCCAUAUGGAUUCUGGUUUGAGUCCCAGCUGUUCCACUUCCAAUCCAGCUCCCUGCUAAAGAGCCUGGGAAAGCAGUGGAGGAUGGCCUCGAAGUACUUAGGCCCCUGCACCCGCCUGGCUGGAAGAGGCUCCUGGCUUCGACCUGGGAGAUGAAGAUGAAAGCUUGUUCUCUCUAUUUCUCUCUCCCUCUUUCCCUCUCUCUCUCUCUCCCUCCCUCCCCUCCUCCCUUUCUUUCUCUCUCUCUAUUUCUGCCUUUCAAAUAAAUAAAUCUUUUUUAAAAAACUAUAAUCCUCUAAUCUACCAAUUUCACUUCUGGAAUUUAUCCUAAGAAUCUUUUGUAUUUACAAAGAUGAAUACAAAAGGAGAGUUUGUAUAUUUUUUUAAAAGAUUUAUUUAUUUAUUUGAAAGACAGAGUUAUAGAGAUGAAGAGACAGAGGAAGAGAGAUCUUCCAUCUGCUGGUUCACUCCCCAAAUGGCCUCAACAGCCAGAGCUGGGCCUAUCUGAAGCCAGGAGCCAGGAGCCUCUUCCAGGUCUCCCAGGUGGGUGUAGAGGCCCAAGGACUUGGGCCAUCUUCCACUGUGUUCCCAGGCCAUAGCAGAGACUUGAAUCAGAAGUGGAGCAGCUGGGACUCAAACCGGCGACCAUAAGGGAUUCCAGCGCUGCAGGCCAGAGCUUUAACCCACUGCGCCAUCCGCCAGUCCCAAGUCUGUAUCAUUUCUAAUCAUGAGAAACAAACUUCCCAUAUUAGGUUAAAUAAAUCAUAAUUCAUCCAGAAAAUAGUAUGAUGCCCCUAAUGUUGCAAAAAUGUAUCCAUUUUCUGUUGCUAUGAGAGAAUUGCUGAGGUUGAGGGACUUGUGAGGAAUACAGGUUUGUUUUGGCCUGCAGCUCUGGAGAUGGGAAGCCCAGAGCCUGGAGCCUGCGCUGCUUGGGUUCUAAUGAGGGCCUCCUGGUGGAAGGGCAGGUGGGUGCUUGCCGAAGAGACAGGACAAGGCCAGCCACAUACCCAAUCCAGUCCUACCGGAGCUGCGCGGAUGACCUCAUCCCCUCUGAAAGGCCUUACUGUCUCUCAACACUGUCACCUUGGGAACCACAUGUCAGCAUGUAUCUGGAGGAGACAAGCUGUAUCCAAACCAUAGCCAGCAGUAAAAAUGUUUCUAUGUAGUUUCAUCUGUUAACAUUUUAUAUACCACAGUAUAGUGAUCAAA
This is a messenger RNA of Oryctolagus cuniculus (rabbit), 4450 nucleotides long. RefSeq names its product solute carrier family 36 member 3 (gene SLC36A3). Gene Ontology annotation, molecular function: glycine transmembrane transporter activity; amino acid:proton symporter activity; L-alanine transmembrane transporter activity. The record is from RefSeq and is a predicted model, not a curated record. Gene Ontology annotation, cellular component: vacuolar membrane. Gene Ontology annotation, biological process: proton transmembrane transport; L-alanine transport; glycine transport. NCBI's taxonomy places the organism in Eukaryota, Metazoa, Chordata, Mammalia, Lagomorpha, Leporidae.